AUGCGUCAAAAAGUGCGGUGCGACUCUCCUCGCGCGUUAUUCCUUCACGCGUGCGCGCGCGCGAUGACCUCAACGCGCGGAUGCGUCCGCGGAGUCGAGCUCCACGCGCACGUCGGCGGAUGCGUGCGUCCGGAGACUUUGCGAGAGCUCGCGCGAGAGAGAGGUUUCGAAUCGAAAUGUGACGAAGUGCUCGAGCGCGCUUUUUCUUGCGCAGCCGCGAACUCGAGCCCAGGAGAGACCUUAAAGAGGUGUUUCGAUGUAUUCGCGAUCGCGCACGCGGCGUGUGACACGCCGAGCGCGAUUCGAAGGGUGUGUGCGGAGUGCGUUGAGGAUUUCCGCGCAGACGGGUGCGCAUACGUUGAGCUCAGGACGACGCCGAAGGAUUUGGUAGGGGCGAAUGGGGAGUUCAAGAUGACAAAACGGUCGUACACGGAGGCGGCGUGUGCGGGAUUGGCCGACGCCGGGGGAUUAGGGGAUGGAAGCGAUGGUCGGUGCGUCGCUCGGCUCGUGCUGUCGAUCGAUCGAGGACGGGACGAUACAAAGGAAAAGGCGAUGGAGACGGUGCAGUUAGCGGCGGAGUUCAUGCAUAGAGGCGUUGUUGGGGUCGACCUGAGCGGUGCACCGCAUAAGGGGAGCUGGGAGUUGUACGAGGAUGCGCUCAAAGAGGCGAGACAGCUUGGGUUGGGCAUCGUGUUGCACUGCGGCGAAGUCGUGGAUACCAAGGACGAGCAGGCGAAAAUGAUCGCGUUCAAGCCCGAGCGUCUGGGACACUGUGUGUACACAGUACGAGAUGAUGAUUUAUACGGGCGUCUUCUGGCGUCGAAGAUUCCAGUGGAGCUGUGCUUAACGAGCAACGUUAUGACGCGCUCGUGCGAUUCUGUUUCGGAGCAUCACGCUAAGAAGCUCUUGAGAGACGGCGCGCCAAUUUGCUUCUGCACGGACGACACUUGGGUAUUUAAUACGACGCUACGUCGCGAAUACGCCAUAGCAUGUGACGCGUUUGGGCUCACCAUGAACGAUAUUCGCGACAUGGCGAUUCGAGCGAUGAAUUUCGCGUUGUGCGAUGAACACGUCAAGAUUAAAGUUAUCGAGCAAAUGUAA
Messenger RNA from Ostreococcus tauri, 1101 nucleotides. Its product is annotated as Adenosine/AMP deaminase domain. The coding region runs from base 1 to 1101 and encodes 366 amino acids. The record is from RefSeq and is a predicted model, not a curated record. Gene Ontology annotation, biological process: inosine biosynthetic process; adenosine catabolic process. Lineage: Eukaryota; Viridiplantae; Chlorophyta; Mamiellophyceae; Mamiellales; Bathycoccaceae. Gene Ontology annotation, molecular function: adenosine deaminase activity. The transcript has a single exon.